UCCGAACUGGGACUAGGGGACUACAUACAAUUUUUUCUAGUCGACAGUCGCCGAGUCGCGCGAAGUUGGAGCUGGAGUUUGGAGUUGUCGGACAACACAGGCAGCUCUCCGUCAAACUCACACGGUCGGGUGUGUUCGUGGUGAAGUUGGAGCGAGUCUCUUGGAGCACUCGGUUCAUUUUUUUGUCUGGUGUAGAGUGAAGUUUUACUUUUUUUUCGGGAAAAAGGUUCCAGUUCUUUUUGAGGUCAGCAGACAACAACAGCAUCGACUACCAGAGCGCGCUGAACAUUGGAGUUGAACGAAGCAGUGGUUGCUGAAGUGGCUGCGAACAAGAAGCUCAGCCGAAGAAUAGGCUCGCGCACACUUAUUUUUGCCUUCGGUUUUUUUUUUCUCACCUUUUUUUGCCCAAGUUUGUGUAGUGUAGCUGCUGCGAAUUGAAAGUGGAUCAAAAGAGAGGUUCCCCCCCUGAUCAAAAAGUGUUGUGAAGAAGAGUUACUACUACCUCUGAGGAAAGAGCUGGCAAAAAAAAGUGAAGCAAAACGUACCUGUGUGUGUGGUAUUGGUGAAUUGUUGUGGAAUUUCGACGGGCAGAUUUCUCGGGGAGUGUGAGUGAAUAUCGCGGGUUCCGAAAUUGAUGGUUCCCGGAAACCGAGGCGCGACAUAGUCUUGAUUUGGGACUUUCCACGGUCGAUAUCGCUGAUUCGGUGGUAUCCGUUGCCGCAGGGGUUUGGAUUAAUGCAGCAGGAAAGCCCGAAGGCGUAAUCUCGUAACAGCAGCCCAAAAAAGUUAAUCGUAACACUCUCACCGCGGGGAUAACGAACGGAGACACUUGAGCAGCAACAAUGUACUCCACACACGACGUCCCGAUAUCGAUAACCAUCGCCUGAUGCUUUGGUCGAGUCGUCGCCACUAAUCGUGGUCACAGCUGGUCUCAACCCGCCCUCAACCAGUUGACGUCUUCACCGUAGGUCAAUCAGUUUUGCUGGAGGUACGUCCCAGUGUUGAUCACCUCCGCGGACAAACGCACCACACGUUGACCGCGUGACCGUUCGGUUCGGUUCGGCACGCAAUGUCGGAAGGAUUCGGUGCUGGCGGCCAGCAGCAAGACGACCUCCUCCUUCAGCAAUCGCAGCAGUCGCAGUCGCAGGGUUCCGGCGAGUACCAGUGGUCCUCGUACGCCAUGAUGGAUUCGUCCCGGGUCUCGACCUGUCUCAUCUCGAUGCUGCUGAUCGUGUACGGCAGCUUCCGGAGCCUCAACAUGGAGCAGGAGCAGCGCGAGAAGGAAAAGAAGCGUCAAAGCGAGAGCACCAACAAUCUGCUGACCGGCGAGCCGAUCCCGCCCGAGCAAACUUUUUUCCCAGAUAAAUUCGCCACACUCGACACGAUGCAUGCGCUCUGUCUUCCGUUGGGGGCCUCGGUUUCGCUGCUCAUUAUGUUCUUCUUCUUUGACUCAAUGCAGAUGCUGUUCGCCGUCUGUACUGCCAUCAUUGCCACCGUAGCGCUAGCGUUUCUGCUCCUCCCGAUGUGCCAGUACAUCAUCCGGCCCUGCUCGGACGGCAACCGGAUAUCCUUCGGGGUGUGCGGACGCUUCACGGCCGCCGAGCUGUUCAGCUUCUCGCUGGCGGUUUCGAUCGUGUGCAUCUGGGUGCUGACCGGCCACUGGCUGCUGAUGGACGCCAUGGGCAUGGGCCUUUGCGUGGCCUUUAUUGCGUUCGUGCGACUUCCCAGCCUGAAGGUGUCCACCCUGCUGCUGACCGGACUGCUCAUCUACGACGUGUUCUGGGUGUUCUUCUCGUCGUACAUCUUCAACACCAACGUGAUGGUCAAGGUGGCGACCCGGCCGGCGGACAACCCCGUCGGAAUCGUCGCGCGCAAGCUGAACCUGGGUGGAAUCGUGCGGGAACCGCCCAAGUUGAAUCUACCAGGAAAGCUGGUAUUUCCCAGUCUGCACAACAGUGGCCACUUUUCCAUGCUCGGCCUGGGGGACAUCGUGAUGCCGGGACUGCUGCUGUGCUUCGUGCUGCGCUACGACGCGUAUAAAAAGUCCCAGUGCACUCAGACGGCGGAAACGGGCGUGCCACCGCCGAGGGGGGUCGGCUCGAGGCUUACUUACUUUCAUUGUUCCUUAUUAGGUUAUUUCCUCGGUUUAUUAACCGCCACCGUUAGCUCGGAAGUAUUUAAGGCAGCUCAGCCCGCCCUGCUGUAUUUAGUACCGUUCACAUUGCUACCUCUGCUGACGAUGGCAUAUCUAAAGGGUGAUUUAAGGCGAAUGUGGAGCGAGCCGUUCAUCAUUCAGCAAGCAUCCAAGCAGUUAGAGGUUUAAGCUGUAAUUGCUUUUCUAAUGAACACACACACACACACAUACAUAUUUAGUAUUAAGGCUACGUUGAGAGAAUGCUGAACAAACCCUAGUGGAAGAGAGCAAGGAUUUUUAGCUUGUAAGGUACAUUAUACAUGUAAGAGCUAUUAGACAAAAAAACAAACAAACAAAGCAGUAAAAUGGAGCAGAAUCCUUUCUGGUAUGAGUGUAUUUAGUAAAACAAAUAAAAAACAUACAAAAUCACAAGCAAAGCGAACAAAAUUAAACUGCAGUCAACAUUUGGACACUUACUCUCUUGUGGCGCGGUGUGUGUGAAACAGAACAAAACUGAACAAAAAAAAAAACAGUGAAAUUAUAUGAACAAAAUAUAAUAGGAAAAAAAACCGUGAAUACAAACCACACACACACAGCUACAACAUUACAAGUUAGCGUUAGGAGCUAAACACAUAAAUGUAAGAAAUAUUUUUGUGAAAUUUUUAUCAUUAGUUUCGUCAUUCGAAUACUAUAGCAAUACCGCGUGUAUGCAUUAAUUUAAACUAAAUCAGACAAAAAGGAGAAAAACAUACAAUUAAAUUAUCUUUACGGUAAGGCCCUUUUCAGAAGUUGGACUUUUGAGCAGGCUGAAACGUUAGAGCAAUUAUUUUUUAUACUCCGUUUGGCAGAUGCACACAUACACACAUGUAUUUUCCAGUAAGUUGGCUCUAGAAUUGUGUUAUUUAAUUAAUCGAAAAACACACGCGCCAGUCGAACCCAACAGCAAAGCCAGAGACAUUCAUCCACGCACUUUACAAGCAAAAAAAAGGCAAUUUCAUCAUCAUCCAAACUACCAUCAGCAGCCGCCGCUUUUAAAAAGCAUUGAGACAAAUGUUGUGUUCAAAGAGUAACGCGCCUCCCCCUCAGAAGAAAGCCCCUCCCAGUUAAGUCAAAUUAUUAGAGUGAGCUUGGUGAGUUUGUGUGAGACAUUGGAAAAUUCAGCAAAUUUCAAACAAAUCUCCCCUUUUCCUCCCCCAACACACAAACACACUCAUUCGUACGCUGCAAUCGAUCAUUUGCGAGCGGUGGCAUAUCUGCCACAUUUGCAUUCGUUUCCAAAUGGGACAGAUAUACGCGGUCGUCAAUAUGGUGAGCAUGGCAAAACAAAAUGUAAUGAUUAAAGAAUAUAAAAAAUGUGAUAAUUUUGUAUAAUUUCUGCACUCUCUGUGUAUGCCUAUCUCGAAUGUAUACUUUAUGAUUUUUUUUAUUAAAUAUAGAAAAGUCUGUUUAAAAUAGUGAAAUAAACAUCGUUUUGAACUUUCGACAGAA
This is a messenger RNA of Culex pipiens pallens (northern house mosquito), 3622 nucleotides long. It is a transcript of the gene SppL, whose product is annotated as signal peptide peptidase-like 3. The transcript has 7 exons. Gene Ontology annotation, biological process: membrane protein proteolysis. NCBI's taxonomy places the organism in Eukaryota, Metazoa, Arthropoda, Insecta, Diptera, Culicidae. Gene Ontology annotation, molecular function: aspartic endopeptidase activity, intramembrane cleaving. The record is from RefSeq and is a predicted model, not a curated record. Bases 1070 to 2323 code for a protein of 417 amino acids. Gene Ontology annotation, cellular component: Golgi-associated vesicle membrane; cytoplasmic side of endoplasmic reticulum membrane; lumenal side of endoplasmic reticulum membrane.